GUCCAUUCAACUAGGUCGCAAGCUUGACUCUUCCACUUCAUCGUCAAUCAUCAUCGUUUUGAUUCUCUGCAUAAUCAACGAUGUUUUUUAUUCUAUUAUUUAUGGUUUCGUUCAAUCUUCCUUUGUUUGUCCUCCUAUUUAAGUCUCUUCGUCCAAUUUUUGGUGAAACCAAAACCUACUACCUCCACAAAAGAAGAUAGAGUCAUGGCCAUGAAAUCUGUUAGAUUGACCGUGAAGUCUACCUUCGUCUCCGUAAAGUUUCCAAUCUCCGACAGCUCUAUUGACCGCGGCCGUCCUAUGGAGUAUCCAGAGAAACUCCACUGACAAAACACUACAAUUGAUCUUCCUCAUCUGAGUGUCACCGUAAAUAGCUUGAACAUGGCAAAUCCUUUUGUGAUCCGUCAUGAGGAGUGAAUUCGAUUGAGGCAAAACGAUCUUGCUGAGCUUCUUAGGCUUCUAAUCAAGCAUCUUUGGAAAUUGGAAGCGAGAAAGAGCCUUUGAAAUAAAUAAUUUUGAGUAUUGAUGGUUACUUUGAGCUUGCUUAAUCUGCUGUGGGUACUCUUGGCUACUUUUAGGAACAGAGUGGCAAUGUUGCACCGAGCCCCAUGUCUUCAUCAAGAGUUUUCAUUGACAAGGAUGUGCCUCCGACAAUUGAUUACCUCUCUUGGUUGGCUGAGAAGUGAGGACCUAUAUGUUGCUUCCAUGUUUAUUGCAUUAGAGGUCACCAAGGUUGAAAGCCUUACUAUAGACAACCUUUUUAACUGCAUGCCUUUUAUAACCAUGGAUCCUCAUCAUGAGAUGGCAACUCCACAGUGUCUGUUGGAUACAAUUGGCCAAACCCACAAUGUCAAAGUGAAGGUUUCUGACCGCAGCUUCACUGAAAAAUACCAUAACUGUCUCAAAGGUUGUAUGUCCUCCAGUCUUGCCAGAUGUAAGAAUCACCUGUGCAGAUCAGUCACCGCAGACAUUAAAGGUGAGCAACUUCCCGGGCCAAUUGUAACAUGUAACUCUGCCUUUGGUGAAACCUUUUACACUGGGUCUUCUUCUGGUGGAAGUGCUCCAACUAAUGACAGUGAAGUGGAGCAGGAAACCAAGAGUCCAAGAUUUAGUAGCUAAUACCUGUCAAAUCUCAGCUCCAUGUUGCUUUAGUUCUGUCAUUAUCUAUAUCGCUUAAGUUUAUGUACUUCUCUAGGAUUUCCUUCUGCAUAUCUGAACAUAAUCUUUUCAUUUUUUUUUACUC
This is a messenger RNA of Brassica oleracea var. oleracea, 1240 nucleotides long. RefSeq lists its product as uncharacterized. The transcript is spliced from 5 exons. The record is from RefSeq and is a predicted model, not a curated record. Lineage: Eukaryota; Viridiplantae; Streptophyta; Magnoliopsida; Brassicales; Brassicaceae. The coding region runs from base 523 to 1116 and encodes 197 amino acids.